GCUUUCAUAGCAAUAGUCCGUUCUGAGCCCAACACAGAGGUGAAUGUAAUGUAACCGUCGUGCAAAGAUAGUCAUACAAACCUGUGAGUAGAUUAAUCAUACAAUGUGGAAUCUACGGUAUCUACUAAACUGAAUCAGUUUAGAUUCUGAAACUACCGAGGUUAUCGACUAAGAGUGUCAAGUGACAGAUUGACCGAUAUUUGUUAAAGAAUUGGUCGUUUGAAGUAGAUGUGCGACCGUACCGCCUCAAACAAACAAACAUGGCCCAACAUGCGUUUUGAUCAAGCCUGACGGUAAAACGUUGGACUGCUUCGGAUUUGAGGCGGAGCAUCGCUACGCCGAGCUGUGUGAAACUGGUGAAUACAAACGCUGGUAUUUCUUUAACAGGUUUUCGAAGAUGCUCUGGAACAAGCCGAUACACAAGGACACGAUGUUUGAAGACAAAAGUGGAAAACGACUUCCAGCUCUUAAAGUGUUAUCACUGGCAAUUAGGUACAUGAGUACAGACGUGGUUUCAAUAAUGAAAAGUCAAUCAAGCAAAUUGACCCCGCAAGACAUCAAUUGGGUGUUGACAAUACCUGCAUUAUGUGAUGAUUCAGCAAAACUUUUCAUGAGCUUGGCUGCUCAAGAGGGCGGGCUAUUAAUGAAGAAUUGCGCGAUUCUAUUAACGUCAGCGGCGGCGACCAUUUACUGCAGAUACGUUAUUCCCAAAGGAUAUACACUUACUGGCGGUACAACGUAUCGGGCUGGACAAAAAUACAUAGUUCUGGAAGCAGAUACUGAAGAAACUUACAUCAACUUGCAUGAGAUGUAUAGUGAAAACAAACUGCAAGAACUCUACAAAGCCACUGAUGGUACCUGCCUAUGGACAAUGGUGGAAAAUUCAUUCUUAGAUUUCCUUGCAGAUUUAAUAGGAAAAGAAGCAAUCCAUCAUUUUAAAGACAUUGAACGGGAGGAUUACAUGGAAUUAUUGCAUGAUUUUGAAAUAAAAUCAACAGCAGUAGAUUUAAACACCUUAGCAACUGUAAGACUCCCAAUUGCUCUCAUUGAUCAAGUCAAUGAUGAGAAAGGACAGUCUAUGAAAGACAUCAUUUCAAAAUCUCAACACGCUAAACACGUAAAACUGAAUGGCGAAAAACUGCGUUUGGACGGCAGUUUGUUCCGUUCAAUCUUUAAGCAAUCAAUAGACAAGAUAAAAAAUAUUCUUUCCGCGGUUUUACGUACGCCUGAGGCCAGAGGUUGUGAAACAAUCCUAGGAGUGGGGAGAUAUUUUGAGUGUUCGAUUCCGAUGGAAGCCGUUCGCAAGGAAUUUUCCGGAAUGAACAUCAUCGUUCCAGCUGAAGCCGAACUUGCUGCCGUAAGGGGGGCUGUUUUGUUUGGACACCGUCCGCUUGAAGUCGUUGACCUUAAGAAACCAGACGUUUCCAAUGUCCCUGAUCUAGAUUCUCUUGCAAGUGAUGAUGCAUCCAGUUAUGACCACGGCGAUUCUAGCACAAUCGAAGCCGAAUUAAAAGAGAUGAAUGAUUUGUUGAAAUGCAAGAGAUGUAAACAGCGACGGGUGGCGUUGACCUUCUUGCCAUGCGGCCACUGCAUCACCUGUGAAAAGUGCGGAUUGGAGGUCCGGAGCUGUCCCAUGUGUCCAGCUGCGGGAUCCAAUGUGCAAGGAACAAUUAAAACGCUGUUUACGUCCAACUCGGUGUCCUUUGGAUCUUAAGAAAGGCUGUGUCUAUUUUAUUUACGUGUACACUAUUGGAAAGAUUUUGUAUUUAUAUUCGAAGCAUAUAUCAAUCGAUUCUAUUGAAUCUACAAGGGCUGUCAAGAAAGUUCAUUCGUUGACUACGAAAUAUUGCCAUAACAAACCAAUUAAUAUGAAUCUUAAAUACAUUUCUUUUUAAAAAUUGACAUCUGAAUAUGAUGCCGUUAAAAAAGUAACUGUAAAGACAUGU
Messenger RNA from Dreissena polymorpha, 1946 nucleotides. RefSeq names its product heat shock 70 kDa protein 12A-like. The record is from RefSeq and is a predicted model, not a curated record. The coding region runs from base 398 to 1714 and encodes 438 amino acids. The transcript has 11 exons. NCBI's taxonomy places the organism in Eukaryota, Metazoa, Mollusca, Bivalvia, Myida, Dreissenidae.